Messenger RNA from Orycteropus afer afer, 1272 nucleotides. It is a transcript of the gene AVPR1B, whose product is annotated as arginine vasopressin receptor 1B. Gene Ontology annotation, biological process: regulation of systemic arterial blood pressure by vasopressin; G protein-coupled receptor signaling pathway; positive regulation of vasoconstriction. Gene Ontology annotation, molecular function: peptide binding; vasopressin receptor activity. The coding region runs from base 1 to 1272 and encodes 423 amino acids. Gene Ontology annotation, cellular component: membrane. The transcript has 2 exons. The record is from RefSeq and is a predicted model, not a curated record. NCBI's taxonomy places the organism in Eukaryota, Metazoa, Chordata, Mammalia, Tubulidentata, Orycteropodidae.
AUGGAUUCUAGGCUUCCUUGGGCUACUACCAGCCCCACCCUUGGAGGCACCCUCUCUGUCCCCAAUGCCACGACACCCUGGCUGGGCCGGGAUGAGGAGCUGGCCAAGGUGGAAAUUGGGGUCCUAGCCACUGUCCUGGUCCUUGCAACAGGAGGCAACCUGGCUGUGUUGCUGACUCUGGGCCAGCCAGGCCGCAAACGCUCCCGCAUGCACCUGUUUGUGUUACACCUGGCCUUGACUGACCUGGGUGUGGCGCUCUUCCAGGUGCUGCCGCAGCUACUCUGGGACAUUACCUACCGAUUCCAAGGCCCUGACCUCCUCUGCCGGGCUGUCAAGUACCUGCAAGUGCUCAGCAUGUUCGCCUCCACCUACAUGCUGCUGGCCAUGACACUGGACCGCUACCUGGCGGUCUGUCACCCCUUGCGCAGCCUCCAGCAGCCCAGCCAAUCCACCUACCCACUCAUCACUGUGCCCUGGUUGCUGGCCGCAGUCCUCAGCCUCCCCCAAAUCUUCAUAUUUUCCUUGAAGGAAGUGAUCAAGGGCUCAGGUGUGCUGGACUGCUGGGCAGACUUCCGCUUCCCCUGGGGGCUACGGGCCUACAUCACCUGGACCACCCUGGCCAUCUUCAUCCUACCUGUGGCUGUGCUCACAGCCUGCUACAGCCUCAUCUGCCAUGAGAUCUGUAAGAACCUGAAGGUCAAGACACAGGCCUGGAGAGUGGGAAGAGGGGGCUGGAGAACUUGGGACAGGCCCUCCCAGUCAGCCCCAGCUACAGCCACGUGGGGGCUGCCAUCCCGGGUCAGCAGCAUCAGCACCAUCUCCCGGGCCAAGAUCCGAACUGUGAAGAUGACCUUUGUCAUUGUGCUGGCCUAUAUUGCCUGCUGGGCACCCUUCUUUAGUGUCCAGAUGUGGUCUGUGUGGGAUGAGAAUGCACCUGAUGAAGAUUCAACCGAUGUGGCUUUCACCAUCUCCAUGCUUUUGGGAAACCUCAGCAGCUGCUGCAACCCCUGGAUCUACAUGGGCUUUAACAGCCACCUGCUGCCACGCCCCUUGCACCAUCUGGUCUGCUGUGGGGGUCCCCGUCCCCAGAUGAGCAGGCAGCUCUCCAAUGGUAGCCUUUCAAGCCGUCGAACCACACUACUCACCCGUUCCAGCUGCCCACCCACCCUCAACCUCAGCCUCAGUCUCAGUGGGAGGCAUGAGCCUGAAGAGUCGCCCAAGGACCUAGAGCAGGCAGGCAGGGAGGCCAUCACUGAGCUGAGCAUCUUCUAG